UGCGUCGUGUGUCGUGCGUCGUGCGUCGUGCGUCGUGCGUCGUGUGCGUCACGUUCGUCACAUACGCGAGUGGUCGUCGCGCCGCGCUCGCACAGUGGACGGUUCAGUGCGCGCGAGCGAUGCGGGCGCUGCGGCGGCGCGCGUGAGGCAUGGCGGCGGCGCUGUUGGCGCUGCUGGUGCCGCUGCUGGCGCUGCUGGCACCGGGCGCGCUGGCGUGCGCGGAGGCGGGCGCGCGCCUGCCGUGCCGCGCCGCGCGCCUGCAGCUCCUGCCGCCGCUGCACGAGCGCCUGCUGGCCGUCGACGUGUCGCACAACAACAUCAGCGCGCUGCCGCCCGACGCGCUGCUGGGCGCCGCCGCGCUGCGCGACCUCAACCUGUCCGCCAACCGCCUGCAGGCCGUGCCGCCCGGCGCGCUGAGCAGCGCGUCCCUCGCGCGGCUCUGGCUGGACGGCUGCGCGCUCGCCCGCCUGCCGGCGCUGCGCCUGCCGCGCCUGCACUACCUGUCGGCGGAGCGCAACUCGCUGUCGGAGCUGGCGGCGGGCGCGCUGGCGGACGUGCGCGCGCUGCGUGACCUGCGCCUGGCGCACAACGCGCUGGCGCAGGUGCCGGCCGCGCUGCGCGACACGCCGCGCCUCCGGACGCUCAACCUGUCGGGCAACCAGCUGACGGCGCUGGCGAGCUCGUCGCUGCCGCCGCUGCCGGCGCUGCACACGCUGAUCCUGAAGCGGAACCGCAUCACGCACAUCGAGGAGCGCGCAUUCCUGCACACACCCGCGCUGCGCGUCCUACGGCUCGAAGACAACCUGCUCGGCGAGUUGCCGCCCGCCAUUCAUCUGCUGCCGAUGCUCGAAGACUUGUCGCUGGCGAACAACCGAGUGGAGCGCGUGGAGCCCGGCCUGCAGGCGUGCGCGCGCCUCACGCGCCUGGAGCUGCGCGCCAACCCGCUGUCGCAGCUGCACCCCGCCGCGCUCACGCAGCUGCCCCGCCUCGCCACGCUCGUGCUGUCGGAGUGCCGCGAGCUGGGCGGCGUGCCGGCGCUGAACGGCUCGCUGCGUCUGCGCACGCUGCGCCUGGACCGAGCGCGCCUCACGCACGCGCCGCCCGACCUGUGCACGCACGCGCCGCAGCUGCGCGCGCUCGACCUGCGCUCCAACCAGCUGCGCAGCGUGCCCGAGUUGCGCAACUGCUCCGAGCUGCGCGUGCUCGAGCUGUCGGACAACCAGCUGGAGGCGCUGGACGCGGGCGCGCUGCGCGGGCUGCGACGCCUGCACGACCUGCUGCUGGCGCGCAACCGCCUGCGCCGCCUGCCCGCCGACGCCUUCCGCCACACGCCGCAGCUGCAGCUGCUAGAUCUCGAGGACAACCAGAUUGAGCACAUCGACAUGGAAACCUUCGUGCCAAUCUCCAAGCUGGAGGAUCUUAACGUGGGCAACAACCGCUUCCCCGUGCUCCCUGCCGCCGGCCUGCAGCGCCUGCUGCACCUCAAGGCGCACAACAACCCCGCGCUGCGCCGCUUCCACCCGCCGGAGCUGUUCCCCAGGAUACAGACGUUGGUGCUGUCGUACGCGUACCACUGCUGCGAGUUCCUGCCGCUGAUGGAGGGCGCGGCGGAGGCGGGCGCGGAGGCGGGCGCGGGCGCGGACGACGAGCACUUCAGCGACCUGGUGCUGCUGCCGCCCGCGCACGUGGACCUGGCGGCCUGGGCCAACGCCACCGACGUGUGGCCGCACUACCUGAACGCCACGGGCGCGUGGGGCGCGGCCGAGCUGCGGGCGGGCGGGAGGGGCCGCGUGCGCUGCGCGCCGCUGCCGGGCCCCUUCCUGCCGUGCGAGGACCUGUUCGACUGGUGGACGCUGCGCUGCGGCGUGUGGGCCGUGUUCCUGCUGGCGCUGCUGGGCAACGGCACCGUGGUGUUCGUGCUGCUGUUCAGCCGCUCGCGCAUCGACGUGCCGCGCUUCCUCGUCACCAACCUGGCGGCCGCCGACUUCUGCAUGGGCGCGUACCUGGGGCUGCUGGCCGUGGUGGACGCCGGCACGCUGGGCGAGUUCCGCGCGCACGCCGUGGCGUGGCAGAUGUCGGGCGGCUGCCGCCUGGCCGGCUUCCUGGGCGUGCUGUCCAGCGAGCUGAGCGUGUUCACGCUGGCCGUCAUCACGCUGGAGCGCAACUACGCCAUCACGCACGCCAUGCACCUCAACAAGCGCCUGUCGCUGCGCCGCGCCGCCGCCGUCAUGGCGGCCGGCUGGGCCUUCGCGCUGACGGCGGCGGCGCUGCCGCUGCUAGGCGUGUCGGACUACCGCAAGUUCGCCGUGUGCCUGCCCUUCGAGACGGGCUCGCCCGCGGCGCUCGGCUACGUGGCGGCGCUGCUGGCGGCCAACGGGCUGGCCUUCCUCGUGCUGCUGGGCUGCUACCUCAAGAUGUACUGCGCCAUCCGCGGCUCGCAGGCCUGGAACACCAACGACUCGCGCAUCGCCAAGCGCAUGGCGCUGCUGGUGUUCACCGACUUCCUGUGCUGGUCGCCCGUGGCCUUCUGCGCGCUGACGGCGGCGCUGGGCGCGCGCCUGGUGUCGCUGGAGCAGGCCAAGGUGUUCACGGUGUUCGUGCUGCCGCUCAACUCGUGCUGCAACCCCUUCCUCUACGCCAUCCUCACCAAGCAGUUCAAGAAGGACUGCGCGCUCGUGUGCAAGGCCAUCGAGGAGUCGCGCGUCACGCGCGGCAUCGGCCGCUGCCGCCACUCGUCCAACUUCAGCAACCGCCAGACGCCCGCCAACACCAGCAGCCUCGCCGAGCGCUCCGAGCGCGCGCCCUGCGCCUGCCGCCGCCUGCUGCCCGCGCCCGCGCCCGCGCCCGGCGGCGAGCGCCUGCUGCGCUGGCUGCGCGCCGUGGGCCGCCGCCCGCCCGCGCCGCCCGCGCCGCCCGCGCCGCCCGCGCCGCGCCGCGCCGGCUCCGUCAGCUCGUCCGUGGAGUUUUCGUCGUCGCGCUCCGACUCGUGGCGCGCCGGCCGCCCGGCGCCGCGCCGCGCCGCGUCGUGGCUGGUGGCGCGCAAGACGUCGCAGGACUCCAACCUGUCGUCGUCGCGCAACGACUCGUCGGGCUCCAACGCCACGGCGUCCACCGGCACGUGGCGCACGUCGCGCUCGGCCGGCGGCGCGCGCCCGCGCCUCACGCGCCAGCCCGCCGUGCAGGCCGAGGAGCCGCCGCCGUCGCCGGGCGCGCGCCUGCUGCACACCAUCCCGUCGGCCGCCGAGCCCGACGCGCCCGACGCGCCCCCCGCGCCCCACGCGCCGCACGCGCCCCCCGUCCACUAGUUCCGCACAGUAUUACGCGCCGCAGGAGGACUCGAUGUACUUAUUUAUUUAGACAAAUUUACAGGCUACCGUGUCGCCGCCGGCGCUGAAGCAGUAUUCGAUUGUAGAUAUAUAUACUCGUUAAAUAAUAUUACUGUAUCGCUAAGACUCCCGAUACGAUAGAUCACCUUUAGUCUGUAAGCUAGAUUUUAUAUGAAAGAGUUUAUACCGCAGCCGCCCGCCGCCGCCGGCCGAGACCGGCCGAGGCUCAUCAAAUAAAUCGAUAAUAUAAUCUUAUGACAAUAAAAGUAGGUGUUGAAGUUAACGGUUUUUACUGAAUGUAGUUGUCUGUCGGGAAACGUGUUCAGGGGCCCGCCGCCGGCGCUCCGUCAGUGUUUGCUCAGUUUAUCUUUCCUGCCUCUUUACCCGACUGAGGAUGUUGUUUUAGACAUUCGUUAACAAUUCGUAAGAAAUUUACGAAUUGUUACAAACAAUUCCCUUGCUGACAUCUCAGACAAAGUGAACUACUAAAACGAUAAUUCUGUCUCCGUGACCGAAGGUAGCUCGUCAGUGGUGAAGCGUUGGGUAAUCUCAUAUUUUUUUAUUUUUAACUAAAACAAAUCAGCGCCGGACUAUCGCACCUAGUGUUCCUAAAGACUCGAACCCUUUAGCCCUGAAGAGAGAACUCGGAGUCUUUUUUAGGGCUCGCCGAAUGGAGAGAGAGAUUAUUAAAAAAAAGACACCAUUUUGAAAUUUCGUAUUCAUGCAGUAUAUAUAGCAUAUUGAAGGGGUGCAUAGAAAGCUUAGUCCGCCAUAUUGAAUUUAGAGUGACGUCACAUUACUUUUCGAGUUACUCUCAGCAAGCCUUUUCAAAAAGCUAGUCCUAGAUUAGGGCUCCAAGUUCUAAGAACGAAGACUCGUUGAUAGAAUUACUCGAAGACUCGAAGCUAAAGAGCUAUUUGGUCUUUUAGCUCUCAAGGGGCCUAAAAACAAGCAGAGGUUUAAAAAAGAGCUAAAGGACUCGAGGUUUUUGGAUCACUAAUCGAACCUUAUGCUAAAUCAUUUAGCAUACGGUGUAAUCGAAAAUGGUACUAUCUUGAACAUCCGUGAACGGGAUGGAGUCUCUGAGACGUUGACCGCCGGAUAGGCAGUAACAUGUAUAUCCGCCGGAUAGGCAGUAACAUGUAUAUAGCGACAGACUGAAACCGAUUCAGAAUUCACUUGAGCUAAGAAUCCAACCCAGGACCUCUAAGCUUUUGAGUACAUUCCUAACUGCGAGAAGUCGUCGAGAUCAAACAUAUCUAUGUAUGAUCGAUUGUUUACACUGCCAUGACCAAACUCCCGCCCCCCCCCCCCACCCCCUGCUCGCCGGGUCUGAAGUGGGGAUUAUGGAGCCUGAUGCGGCUUCAGUCCUGGGCCUGGUUGUAGUGACGAUGAAACAGAUUAAAAAUACAGUAACGAUUUUAUAAAAAUAUAAUCGAUAUAAUAACAAACAUCGAUUUUAAAAUUUAUCAUGCAGGUAGGCAUAUUUUAAUACAAUAUAAAAUAUAUUGAUAAUGAUUUUAUUUAAUUGAAUACAACAUCCGAUGCACGACUUUUGAAAACGUACUUUGAACUCUGUCGCAUUAAUUUAAUUCAGUAUUGAACUGAUUCUGUGAUGUUUUUAAUUUGGAAAUUUAAAAAAAUAACUUUUUAUAUAGUUUAAAAAAAUAACUAUAUAUAUAUAUAAUAUUAUCGUUACAAUCAGGCCCAGAAAUCCCAGUCUUCUUUAAGUACCUACAUGUAAAGCUCAUUUGAUAGAUAAGUAGGUAUCUAUGUUUAAGUUUUAGAUGAUUUAUAGAUAUAUAUUAUAUAAAUAAUUUAUUGAUAGAGCAAAAAUAAGUAUUUUUGCAUUAAAUAAGAAGAAUACAAGGUUUCAUUAAGGAAUAUGCAUGUGGCUAUGACCAGUAUACUCAUGGUUACGGCCAUACACGUAACAAGUAGGCAGACACGGUCUCCGGACCGAGCGCCUUGCGCCUAUAGUCUUGAUAUCUCGCAGCAAGAUACCGUCUGCCUAUUUACUGCGUCUAUGAUUACAGCCAUAAAACAAUAUAUUUUUAAAUCUUGGGUACUUGGUUUAAAUUACGAAACCUACUAAAAAUGUGUCAAAUGUUUUUGUGAGCAAAUAAUAAUACUCGGUUUUUAACUUUUAUCAACUUAGCAAAGUUUGUAAUGUUACAAAUUGAUAAAAAAAAUAAUAAACUACGUGCAUAUUCCUUAGUUAUUUUGAUAAUUUAAUGGCCUAAAUAUGUAUAUAGGUAAAUAUGAUGUACCUAAAUAUUGUGUAAUUAAGUACUGAACAACAAAAUGAUUUUGUAUAUUAUGAUGUUAUGUAAUGUUGCGCUGCGGUGACUAUUUAUUGAUGAAUGAAGUGUGAUUUAUUUAUUUUAAUAAAUUAAACAAGUUUAUAAUAA
Messenger RNA from Bicyclus anynana (squinting bush brown), 5737 nucleotides. It is a transcript of the gene rk, whose product is annotated as lutropin-choriogonadotropic hormone receptor. Bases 150 to 3305 code for a protein of 1051 amino acids. Gene Ontology annotation, cellular component: membrane. The record is from RefSeq and is a predicted model, not a curated record. Gene Ontology annotation, molecular function: protein-hormone receptor activity; protein binding; G protein-coupled receptor activity. Lineage: Eukaryota; Metazoa; Arthropoda; Insecta; Lepidoptera; Nymphalidae. Gene Ontology annotation, biological process: G protein-coupled receptor signaling pathway. The transcript has 13 exons.